This is a messenger RNA of Paracoccidioides brasiliensis Pb18, 2568 nucleotides long. RefSeq lists its product as uncharacterized. The transcript has a single exon. Gene Ontology annotation, biological process: regulation of transcription by RNA polymerase II. Gene Ontology annotation, cellular component: nucleus. The record is from RefSeq and is a predicted model, not a curated record. The coding region runs from base 1 to 2568 and encodes 855 amino acids.
AUGCUCGCCCACUAUCCCCCAACCACUCCUCCACACCAAACACCAUAUCCACAGUCUGAGUCGCCCCUCUUUCAACAACCACAUCUAAACUCUAGGAACCUGCAGAAUAACGACGACAGCGAUAGAGUUGACCAAUACAGCUCUCUCCGCCACCGUCUUCAGUCUUCUUCCUCGCAGCACUUGCUCGGCGACCUCCCUCUGCAGCUUGAACACGCGCAAUUCUACUACGCAACUCCUCUUACUCCCGUUCCUUCCCAGUCACCGCCACCCGGCUCCUCAGCUGUUGUGUCUCCCGUAUAUUCUCCCGCUUGCUCUGCGGCCGCGUUCUCCCCCCAGAACUCUCCAACAGACUUCAGCUCCUUCUACCAAGACCCCGGCGUCGUGUCUAUGCCAGAAAGCACCUUCCCAUCUCCAGUCGGAUUGUCGCAAACAUCACACACCCCGCCCAUCAGAAUACACAACUCAACGCCUCCCUUCGAGGACUCGUCCUAUGACCAGGACAACUACUCGUCCAUGCUGUUACAGAGUGGGCUUCCGCUUGACAGCAAUAGUUGGAAUAAUUUUCUAGGUCCUGUCAAGUUCUGCCGCAGCACCAAUUCCAACAGCAACAGCAACAGCAACAGCAACAGCAACCAGCAGCAGAGACUUCAGAGGACGCCAUCACGGCCACGUCAACGUGUGCUUUAUAACCAGUAUCGAUAUAAUAGAGCUGCCUCGGAGUUAUCAGCUCCUGCAACUGGUGCUGUGUCGCCACUCGACCCCUCCGUGUCGUCUUAUCCUCCCUCAAGCUUCAACUGUCCGCAGCAGUUGACUUCGUCUACUUCUACGAAGCCUCUCCCAACUCCAGACCAUACUCCUGUCCAGAGUGCCUUCCUCCAGUCCAUUGAUCAGUCGUCUCGUGGUUGCGAACGGCCAGAGGUGGAUCUGGCAAUGAGAAGGGCCAUCUUGGAGCAGCAACAACAACAUCAUCAUCAUCAGCAACAACAACAACAACAACGUCAACAACAACGUCAACAGCAGCAGCAGCAGCACCACCACCAACAACAGCCAGUGGAGGACGACAAGUCAUUUUCAUUAUCUCUACCGCCUUCUGUUUCCACACAGAGUCAUAACUCUCCUGUUACUUCACAUGCAACAAACCCUGACGAUCAUGAUAAUGGUUCAAGGUCUAUGUCCAAUGGUGAGGACAAAUACCCCAGCGUUGGUGGAUGGAUGGAUGAUUACUUACGUGUUGAUGCCAUUGCAGCCGCAGAUUUCAGUGAGCAAGAUAGCCAGAAUCAGAUUGGCGUUCCCAAGCUGAACAGAACAGUAUCCGAUAUCUACGAAGACACCCUAUUCGAUCCCAACCCUACUGCCACAUCAAAGCAACCCAAUCCAGCUUCCCACCAACGCAGGAAGAUGUUCUCACCCUAUCACCGCAAUAUCAUUUCAGAUUUAAUACAGGCUGCACACGACGGCCACAUGUCUGAACAAUCGCAAUCCCGCUCUGCUUCAGCAGCUCGAAAUCGAUCUCCAUGGCGAGAUAAUUCUCCAUUCCUGCACGAACAAACCGCUUUCAAUGAUGUGCAAAUAUCACAAUCGCAACCUUUCACGAAUCAAUUGCAUCUCGCUGCUCAACAGCAGCCAGGUAUGCUGAUGGCCGCGGAGCAGUCCGAGCCGAAAACCAUUUCACCAAAGGAUGCAUUGCUUGAUUAUAACGAGUCACCAGAGGAUGCGAACAUGCCACUUUUUCCACCUCAGACUGAUGCCCCGCAGUACCAUGUUCCGGCCAUAGGAAACUCUACUGCUUUCCAACCAAACACCGGCUUUCCACAAAUGGAACAGUUCCCGAACCAAUAUGCUCAUCCCAAAAACCAUAUUCCUCAACAAUUUGGAUACAUGCAGGAGCAGGUCCCUAUUCAACUAGCGGGCCCACAGAAGCAACAGCAGCAGGCACCUCGCCAAGUGCAGCAGCCUCAUAUCCAAAGGGACAGCAAUCUAGUCCAGCGUACUCCUGAAUUCCCACCUCAUGUUCCAUCUAUGGAAUCUACUUCCAGUGAUACGAACACUCCAGCGGGGAACAGGUCGCCUUUGGUUGGAGGGCUUGGACAAAGAGCCCCAACUUCCCAUCCUACAGAAGCCGCCAGACGACCCGAAGACACUUCCUCCGAUGGAGGAACGUAUAGCUGCACCUAUCACGGAUGUACCCUCCGUUUUGAGACACCUGCCAAGCUCCAGAAACAUAAGCGGGAAGCCCAUAGACAAACUACACCCGGUUCACAUGCAAUGGCACGAGAUUCAUCUGCUGGAUCUCUGGCCAUGCGCAACUCCCAGGCUGGCCCUCAUAAAUGCGAGCGCAUCAAUCCAUCUACAGGCAAACCAUGCAACUCUAUCUUCUCACGCCCUUACGAUCUUACGAGACACGAAGACACGAUCCAUAAUGCUCGUAAGCAGAAGGUUCGGUGUCAUUUGUGCACGGAGGAGAAGACGUUUUCUCGCAACGAUGCUCUUACAAGACAUAUGCGGGUUGUUCAUCCUCAGGUUGAUUGGCCGGGCAAGCAGAGGCGGAAGGGAUUAAAAUUGGAGUGA